Molecule: messenger RNA, 3357 nt
Organism: Trichoplusia ni (cabbage looper)
Lineage: Eukaryota; Metazoa; Arthropoda; Insecta; Lepidoptera; Noctuidae
Gene: orb
Product: cytoplasmic polyadenylation element-binding protein 1
Exons: 13
Coding region: 256-1794 (512 amino acids)
Biological process (GO): negative regulation of cytoplasmic translation
Cellular component (GO): nucleus; synapse; cytoplasm
Molecular function (GO): ribosome binding; mRNA regulatory element binding translation repressor activity; mRNA 3'-UTR binding
Source: RefSeq, a predicted model, not a curated record
UUAAUUCAGUUAAUUAUUUUUUAUAUUUUUGGCAAUUAUAAUUAAAAGUAUCGUAUUGUGGGCGUGGCUUAGUGGGGUGGUGGAGUGGGUGAUAGGGGGGAGAGGUGGCGUGGGUGCGGCUUCGUGCUUCGAGGCGCGCGAUCUGUGUGUCAGUCGUGUGAGCACCGCCGACGAGUAAGCAUCUAUUCCCGGAUACUCUGCCCGUCGCAGUACAGGACGAACAUCGAAACUCUGGAAAACUUUUUUGCGGCACAUAUGCCGCUUCUACAGGAGGAUAAUAGCCGCGGCGGCGGCUCGGGCGAGACCUGUCGCUCCCUCGCGGACUUCCUCGGUCUGGACACUACUUCCCUGACCGACCCCGCCGCCGCGCCCGCCUUGCUCGACCGCAACAAUAGGUCGUUUUGGAAAUAUGAGUGUGGUGGCGACGGUAGCAUGUGGCGCUGGGGUGAGGAGCCUGGCAGCCCGGAGGCGGCGCAGACGCCCGGCGGCCUCGUGCCGCCCAACUGCUUCCCGCCAAAACAUCCCACUGCUUUCGCGAGCUACAGCGAGAGCGCGCACCCCGGCGCCCUGUGGACCGAAGAGUCCACCUCCAGCCUCGGCAUUACGGACCUUGUUACCUCCUUAAAGGCCCUGGCGAUGCCGUCGGCGCCGGUGCCGCUGGCGUCGCCACUUGGCUGCGAGCGCCUCGAGCGUGACAAGUGCUGGACCCGGGAGCGUAAGAACAAGAACUCCAGGGAGAGGAGAGCUGCUUUGUUGCCGAGGAGGGCGUCGUUCUGUGGCGUGGUCCCAAGUGGUCGCAAUGGAGACGAGGUUCUCUGCUGGGCCGGCAAGCUGCCGCCGCGUUGCUCCGACCCUCGCGGCGGCUACAGUUCCAAGGUGUUCCUCGGCGGCCUGCCCUGGGAUAUCUCUGAAAUCGAUCUGCUGCACACGUUAAAGCACUUUCAACCUUUACGCGUGGAGUGGCCCGGUCGCGAGUACGGCGGCGCGUCGGGCGCGGGCGGCGGCGCGGGCGCGUCGGGCGCGUCGGAGGCGCCGCGCGGCUACGCGUACGUCACGUUCGACAGCGAGCGCCGCGUGCGCGCGCUGCUGGCCGCCAGCCGCCGCGACAACACCGACUGGUACUACCGCAUGGGCUCGCGCAAGAUGCCCAGCAAGGAGGUGCAAGUGAUCCCGUGGUCGCUGUCGGACUCCAACUGGGUGGUGGGCGGGUCAGUCCGGCUGGAGCCGAGCCGCACGGUGUUCGUGGGCGCGCUGCACGGCAUGCUCAGCGCCUCCGCGCUCGCCACCAUCAUGGAGGACCUGUUCUCUGGAGUCGUUUAUGCUGGUAUAGACACGGAUAAGCACAAGUACCCGAUCGGGUCAGGCCGCGUGACGUUCGACAACGUUCGCUCGUACGUGCGCGCGAUAUCCGCCGCCUACAUAGAGAUACAGACCGACAAGUUCACUAAGAAGAUCCAAGUGAACCCGUAUCUGGAGGACUCUAUGUGCUCGAUGUGCAACCUGCAGCAGGGGCCGUACUUCUGCCGCGAACCGACUUGUUUUGGCUACUUCUGCCGUUCGUGUUGGUCCUGGCAGCACUCGACGCAGAACCACAAAGCUCUGAUGCGCAACUCGAAGGGCCCCGCGUCCAAGGCUCCCCUGCCGCAGUCGCCGCAUGCCUCGCCCAGCGACGGCAGCAUCUUCAACGGGAUGGCAGGCCAUGCUAAUGAGGCGAGCUGUGCCAGCGUGGCGAGCGGUACGAGCGGGUCGAGCGGCACGAGCGAGGCGGGCGGCGGCGACGACGAGGCCCGCUAGCUGCGCCCCACUGUUGUCGACCCGCUAUUAAGUUCGGCGCUUCGCCAACCAAACAGCCAACCUUCUGACCAGAUGUACGUACUCUAAUGUGUGGGAAAUACUCCUUUAAGUGACGUCAUUUUCAACCAAAAACGUCCUUUUCCGAUUUGAGUAACAAAUUGAUUUACAUAGUACAGUUCAAUCGCUUUCAUGCUGUCCUUGUGAUUUUUCUUGAUAGUGACAAAGACUACAUGAUAUUUAAAGGCGACUUAUUGCUACGUCGUUGUUAAAUACCGCUGUAAAUUACAAUAGUUUUUUCACUUGUUGAUUUGAUAUUAUAAAUAAUGGCAACUUAAGGUAUAUUAUUAAAACUACUUUUUUUAAAUAUACAUGGUAUUUAGCGUAAGUUUUCUUCGGUUUCGAAUCUGAAUAGCAACUUCAUAUAUAAAUAUAUCACAGUACGAGAUUCUAGGCUGAAGGAGGAUAUUGUAAAUUUACCUUGAACAAUUAAGAUGGCCACACAUUCGAGUACUUAGUUUUCCGGUAGAGUUGAUUCCAAUCAUUCCAAUUGAUUAUUGAAUUAUGUAAAUUUUAGGAAAAUAUUUUCGUUAUUUUAAUAUUACCGUUGUUACUCGAGUAAUAUUGAGUUUUUUUAGCAUUCGCUAUGAAAUACCUUGUAUACGUUUUUAUUUGUUUUAGCACUAGCUAUCGAAUGUUUUGUAAACUUUACUAGUUAAUCCUUUACUAUAUUUAGUAUGUAAUACGCCAUCAGCGUAGAGAUGUUCCUUAGAAAGUUUUACGUAUGUGCCUACUAGAAUUAGGUGAUUUUAAAACAAUUUUAAUAAUGUGCCUCCUAGUAGUAGCCGUUGGCUCUUAUUUUAAACAUUUUAAAUGGGCUUUUAAAAUGUAUAAUCGUGAUUUUAAUAUUUUAGAACGUUCAUAAUCUGAAAUAUGUUGAUUUUAUCUCGAAUCGCUUGUUUGAUUUUAAACUAUACAAAAUAUACUGUUAUUGCAAAUAUGUGACUUUCUUUUGUUCUCCCUAAAACCUUUGAGUUCAUAAUUAUGGUUAAAAAUCGUAAGUAUCUUGAUCGAAGUAGAUUGAAAGACAAUAUUAAUAAACUUAAGUUUUAUUUAAAUAGCAUAUUAUUUACAAUAAGUAAAUUACACAUGAUGCCAAGACGAAAGUAUAAUAUACAAUCUUUCAGAGCUCUAAUGAUAUUCUAUUUGUUAAGAUACUUAUAAAAGGAAAACUAGCCAAGGACAUAAAUGUUUACCUUUUUUCUAAGUACCGAUACAAAUGGAGUAUAGUGGCGACCACUUUACGACAUGCUAUACUGCACUGGGAAUUACGCAACACGAACUAAGGCUCAAUUCAUAGUAGUACUUCAUAGCAAAUUCGCCCUUAUCUACACUGUGUAAUGCACAAAUUCCUUAAGCGUCUUUAGCCCGCGAAUUGUUGAAUGCGCGUGCGAAUAUAAACACUACUCGGUUGAAAUAAGGGUGAAUAUUCAUGUCCGUAUGGAUUGAGGAGCCACUUUCGAUUUAAAAAGGAAGCUCGCCCCCUUAUUUAGUAGGAAAGUAAAU